Cuscuta europaea is the source of this 2646-nucleotide messenger RNA. NCBI's taxonomy places the organism in Eukaryota, Viridiplantae, Streptophyta, Magnoliopsida, Solanales, Convolvulaceae. The record is from the annotation of a GenBank genome assembly.
GCGCCUUUGAAGACGAAAAUCGUUUGAGAGAGUCUCUCUACUGGGUCUCCGACCUAGCUCGAUUUCCGGUCAAUCUAUGGCCUGCGUUUCCCGUCUUCUGUGAUUUCCGUUUGCAUCCGUGCUUCUUCUUGCUGAUUGAUAGUCGGAUUCACCUGAAUCUCAGUUUGGAAGGCGACAGUUAGUGAAAAUACGAAGAAUGCAAACCUAAUCGGCGAACUACGAACGACCCUGUUCUCGGUUUGGUUCGCUCUGCUAUUCCGAUUCUUACUGUUAAUUAGUUUUGUGCUGCUGAGUUGAGGGUCAUACUUUUUCUGAGGUUCAAUCUGAUGUAUUGUGGUAGUUCUUGGCUAGAAUCUAAUCCGUCUGGCUUCGAUUUGGUCGUCCUUCUGUGAUUUCGUUGGGUUCAACUGAUAUAAGCUUGUAUGUGAUGUUUAUUUCGACCGAUGAAUUUGAUUCCGUGCUUUAUCACCUGCGGUUUUACUUUCUGUUAGUCAAAGGUAGCUCUGUAACCUCGUUACGCAGCUGUGAUUUUGGGGAUUUACUUUCUACGCAUUGACUUAUGCGUGUACUUUCAGUUGCCUCUUUGUGUGUUUGUCUUGCUAUUACUUUUGAGAUUGGUUUGAGAAUCCACGUAACUGGGUAAAGCUCUCCAACCUUCGCGCUAUGGCGAGAAAGAACCAGGUUUCAGGGGAGGCUACUGUUGGCCGAGCUACUAGAUCCUCAUCUAGAUUUUCUGUGUUGGAAGGUACGGAGGCUGAGUUCCCUACUCUGGAUUCUGAUAACUAUGUGAAGAUACCAGUGAGUAAAGCUGGUCCUAUGGCUAUUAAAGGUGCAGAUACACCAGCUACUUUGGGGGGAUUGCUGCUGGGAAAAUUGUUCCCGGAAUUUCAGCAAUUCCUGCAGCGAAGCCAACUGUUGCUGGGGAACCUCGUGCUGCAGGUUCUUCUCUAGCUGGGAGUGUGGUUCCACCUCCUGCACAAGAGCCUUUUGCUGUUGGGAAACCACAUGGAACUGCUGCAACUUCUUUGAGUAAAUUUGACUCACAACUGCCUGGAAGUAAUGCGACUGGGCAAAUUGUAGUAAACAAUAAAACUGCCACUCCCGCGCCUUGGAGUGCUUUAUUUAAAGACAACCGUGACCCGAGACAUGGAAUCAAAUUGAGAUAUGUCCCCCCCAAAGGAGAUACUUUAGACUUUGGGGAUCGUAUUUUGCCUUCUAUGAUUGAAAUGUGGGGGUUUUGCCUAGUUGGACACUUCACCGGAAAAUUCCCCGGACUCAAAGCGGUUCACGAUCUGAAAGCUACAUGGGGUGUCAAAUGUCUUGUACGGUCACAUAGUAAGGAUUGGCCGAUUUUUAAGUUUCAAGAUGAGGAUGAUAGAUCGAAAGUACUACAUGGGGGACCUUACACCGUGUUUGGGAAGCUCCUAAUGCUUAAAGAACUUUCGGGGGACUUCACUUUUGAGGAUGAGGAAUUUCUUAAAAUUCCUAUUUGGAUCAAGUUCCCUAAACUACCAAUGAGUCUAUGGAACGAUGAGGCUAUGAGUGAGGUGGCAUCUAUGGUCGGGGUCCCUAUAACCACCGACAAGAUUACUCAAGAGAGGGUGAAUAAUGAUUUUGCUAGAGUGCUAAUCGAGGUUGAUGUUUCAAAGCCUCCACCACUACAUUUUCAUAUACGGCUACCUUCCCAAAAGGUAAUCAAACAAAAUGUAGUUUAUGAAACUUUUCCUAGCUUUUGCUUUCAUUGCAAAGAAUUUGGGCACCACCCUUUUACUUGUAAGAAGCUUGCCGUACAGGAGGAUGGGGAAACUGAAAAUGAACGGAGUUUGGAGAAUAAGGAACAAGCUGGGACCAAGAUUUCUGGGCCGGAUGCUACUGUCCAGGGGUCAAACCCGACCGGGUUUGCCCCUGGCCCGACCGGGUCCAUAGAUGCUGCUGUGCCCAACCCGACCGGGUGCGCCCCUGACCCGACCGGGGCUACUGCCCAGGGGCCUAUUGGGGUUGUUCCCGAGCUUGCUGCUUUAACUUUGGCUACCGACCCGCCCGGGGGUACUGCCACUGCCCAGGGGUUAAAGGGUACGCGAGUGGAACAUGAGACUUCUGAAGAUGACGACGACGAGGUCUUUUUGGAAGACAACGAGAGAGUAGUAAUGGAUGAAACCGAGUUGCAUCAAGACGAUGUAGUAACCAAAUGUGAGGUGACUAAUGGAAAGAAGUUCAGGCUAUUUGUUAAACCGUUUAAAUGUGUGGAAGUCAGUGUGAUUAGAGUGGACUCUUUUCUUCGACUCACGGAUGAUUUGGACAAAAAACGCCUAACUUUCACCACCGAAUGUCUUGAGAGAUUACCGGGAGUUAAAAAGAAAAAAGGGGAGGUUUGCUUUGCCUCAAAGUUUACUACUCCCUUCCGACUUUUCUUUGGAUGUUGAGUUAGGGAUACCUAGUUUGUGUUGUGCUAGGUUUGUUGGAUUGUGUUGUUCCGUUUGUGAUUUUCAAAAUGUUGAUUGUGUGAGUGUGAGUUCUUUUUGAAUUUGUGGUAUCUCUGGUCAUGGGAUAUGCACCUUGAUUGUACACGUGAUGCAUUGUACUAUGCUAUUUUUCUGGAUAUAUAUACUUACAGUUUAUCCAAAAAAAAAAAAAAAUUGAAACCAG